GGAGGUCUUGCUCUUCUGCGCCCUCUCGCGCAAAGGGUUAAUUUUCCUGAUCGCACGAGGGGGAGGAGAUUUCCCUGUAGACGAGUAAAAAGCGUGAUGGACAAACGUGCGGGCACUAAGACCGCAAGGCAUUCAUUUCCUCCUACGGUGGAUGCGGACGCUGGGAGGAGAGCCCCUGAGCUAGGAGCUGGGAGCCGAGGCGCAGAGAACACGUAGCGACUCCGAAGAUCAGCCCCAAUGAACAUGUCAGUGUUGACUUUACAAGAAUAUGAAUUCGAAAAGCAGUUCAACGAGAAUGAAGCCAUCCAGUGGAUGCAGGAAAACUGGAAGAAGUCUUUCCUGUUUUCUGCGCUGUAUGCUGCCUUUAUAUUUGGUGGCCGGCAUCUGAUGAACAAGCGAGCCAAGUUUGAACUGCGGAAGCCACUCGUGCUCUGGUCACUGACUCUUGCCGUCUUCAGUAUUUUCGGUGCUCUUCGAACUGGUGCUUACAUGCUGUACAUUUUGAUGACCAAAGGCCUGAAGCAGUCAGUUUGUGACCAGAGUUUUUACAAUGGACCUGUCAGCAAAUUCUGGGCUUAUGCAUUUGUUCUCAGCAAAGCACCCGAACUAGGUGAUACGAUAUUCAUCAUUCUGAGGAAGCAAAAGCUGAUCUUCCUACACUGGUACCACCACAUCACUGUGCUCCUGUACUCUUGGUACUCCUACAAAGACAUGGUAGCUGGGGGUGGUUGGUUCAUGACCAUGAACUAUGGCGUGCAUGCCGUCAUGUACUCUUACUAUGCCUUGCGGGCUGCGGGUUUCCGAGUCUCCCGGAAGUUUGCCAUGUUCAUCACCUUGUCCCAGAUCACUCAGAUGCUGAUGGGCUGUGUCAUUAACUACCUGGUCUUCAACUGGAUGCAGCAUGACAACGACCAGUGCUACUCCCACUUUCAGAACAUCUUCUGGUCCUCCCUCAUGUACCUCAGCUACCUUGUGCUCUUCUGCCAUUUCUUCUUUGAGGCCUACAUCGGUAAAGUGAAGAAAGUGACGAAGGCUGAGUAGUGCCAGAACCGAGGAGGAAGACAUAGCUCAGGGUCAUCACGAAAAAUAAUAGACAAAAGAAAAUGGCACAAGGAAUCACAUAUGGUGCAGCUAAAACAAAACAAAACAUACCGUAGGAGCAGACACUAAGCCCCAGGGCAGCUUGGGAGUGAAGAUUAGGUUGUAAGUUUAUGAUCCUUUUUUGGGUGAGGACUCGCUGACCGCAACUCCAUCUCAAAGCACUGCUGCUGAGGAACCUCUUCCCUCUGACCUGUCAACUCUAGAACACACUAGAUGCAAAGGUAGCCACGGGCAAAGAGGUUAGUGGACAGCAAGCAAAACACUGCAGGGGGGAGGGGUGGAAAUCUAUUCAGAGUUUUUUGUUUUGUUUUGUUUUGUUUUUCUCUAAGGAUAAAGGAGUUUCCCCUUUUCAAACUAUGAGAGCACACACAGAGAUACAAUCUUUCCAGAGCUGAUAGAAAAGAUAAACAUGGAAGGGACAGGGUUUAUAUCUAGAACAGCAAUGCUUUUGCAAAGAUCUAGGCCUUUUAAAGAAAGGUUAGCUUGGAACUCCUUGGAAAAAAAGAUGUCUUAAUUAUUUUUACUGGGACUGAAAGUAAAAAGGUAGAUACUUUCCCCUUCAGUGCACAGCCUCAGGGCUUGUAUGCCUGCUACAACCAAACAGGACAAUACUCCCCCCCCCCCCACCCCCCCCAUGAUGUUUUAUUUCUGGGAGAAAGAAAACCCCAGUAGUUGAAGCAUCACACUGACAAGUCUUAGCUCUGCUCUUCGGUGAGAAUUCAAGCAUCCGUCGUUCAAUUGCCCCAAACUUUAGGACGGAGGAGUAAAUGCAGAAUUGAAAAGAAAGAAGCUCAACUGGUUGGCUUGAAAAUGGAAUCUUGUACUAUCUGCAACAAAACUCAGCCCAUCUUUCCUGGAUCUGGAAAGGGAGGAAGGACUAUGGGGAGAAACUGGAGCUGAGGAUUCGUCCAAUACACACACAGACAUCGUGUUGGCCUCCCUCCCUGUUUGACCUCACACAUAAACCUGGCUUUCUAAACGAGGCCCUGUGACACAGUCUGUGCUUUCUCUAUUUUUGUGACUUUCAUAAGCAGAUCUGCAGCGAGCGCUCUGCCUGAUUUGGGGUAAACACUGUGUUUCUACAGCCUCUGCAUUUGCUCCCUUAAGCAGUGCGGAGGCAUGAGAAGCGCCCUCUGCUGGCUUAGUGAGAAGCUUCAACAAACACUUCCUAAGAGGUUGAAAUGGCCGACCACAAAGGGCCCGCGUAGAUUAAACCCUAAGUUCUAAGUGCUGUCAAACACCUGACAUCUAUUUGACCAAAUCAGAAGAGAGAGAACCUCUGUGCUUCAAGUAAGCUUCAUAAAUUUUUAAAGUGACUUUCACUUAGGAACUCAAAGUCAAUGUAUUAAGAGCCAUAUUCUUUAAAAAAAGAAAGGAAGAAAGGAAAGAAAGAAAAAAGGAAGCUAGACAAUGUUAUCUGUAAUAUUUCAGUCCUCUACAAGCCAAAUAAAUGUGUCAAUGUUCCUAAUAUUUCAAAGACGCAAUUACGUAAAGUUGUUCAAUGUGAUAUAAUAGUAUUCUAAUUGGUUAAGUAGUUUAAUGAUUAGGCAAACUAGCAGAAACAAUUAGAGGCUACUACACUGCAUAGAUUAUAUACACAUAGCCACAAACGCACAGAAGUGUGAGGUACAGGGAGCUGUAAGACCCAAAUCAAUAGUAACAAUUUUUGGCUAGCAGAAACUGUCACCUAUCUUCCUUUACCUGAGAGUGUACAGUAAAAGGAUUUUUUUUCAAAUUAUUUUUAUAUUUUAGCUUUAAUUGUGCUGUCAUUCAUGAAACAGCUGCUCAGCCUUUCUGUGAGAGACGGCAUGGGCGUUUCCGUGUGGCUUGUUUACGUGUGGAAUUGGAAAAGAAUAAAGUUCCAUUCCAUUCUGUGAGAAUGGGAUCAAGCGUGAAUGAAGAACCCAUGCAGAUCAAGUCAUAAGUGAAAGACCAGGGGAGGGAGCCAGGGCUGGAGUUGGCUGUGGGCUGUGGCAUCCACGUCAACAUUGUGCGGUGGCUGACAGAUGAGGCGUGGUUGAAGGGAUGUUUUGUUAUUAGGAUAGGAGGUAACUGGAGAUGAAAUUCUCGAAGCCACUACGUCCAACGAAGUCUUAGGGUGUACUUGUCCCUUCGAGCUUAGUAAAUGCACAGUAGUAUACAAUAAUGAGCCUUUCCCUUGCCUUAUAGAAGAAAGGGAGCAAAACAGUGAAAACCAAGAGGCCGCCUAUCAGUUGACUCGAGUCUAAUCAAAAGGCCAGCCUGAGGCUUAUCUGGUUGGCUCCGUUUAAUUCAGAUAUUUAUCAUAGAAUACAGGUUACACUAUGGAGAUCUCAUAAGCAUAAACUUUAAAAAGACUAAGCUAUGUUUCCAAAGCACUUUAAUCUCAAUGUUCCGCUUCAUGCUUUCUUCACCUGUAAAAUAACUUAGACUUUCCAUUCGCAGGAUGAAUAUAUAAUAAAUAGUUUCUCGAAGCCAGCUAAACUAUAGCUAGGGGCAGUUCCAGUGUUCAUCAUGGGAAAAAAAAGCCACAUGUUUUUAAAAAACAAAAAAACAAAACAAUUCUGAUAUAGGCUCAGCACACAGUUUUUAACACAUCAGCUUAGCUGCUCUAAUUCUAUCAAGAUACGAGGCUGGACCACUAGCCUAUGACACAUCUGAAACCUGUCAGAGUUGACUGCCAUUGCCACAUAGGUAAUACUGCUGUCGGUGAACAUUCCGGGCAAGCAAGUUUUUGUAGCCGCCCCACUAUGCUGCAAUUGAUUAUCUUUCUAUUGAAGAUUUCUCGCUGCAUUCCAAUCCCAGUGUGGUGAAAACUUCAUUCCUGGAUUGAAGGAACACAAAUCCAAGAUUUCAUAAAAACGCAAUUGUGUUCACUAGGUCUGAGCAUCAACUCAAAAUGUGUUGAGUUUGCAAUGAAAUUCUAGUGAGAAUCAUUCAUUCACACAGUAGGAGAUCUUUAUUUGGACCUUCAAGUGUCACUUGUGAGGACGAUAACAGCUGUCAUUGUUAUUAUUUAUUUAUUGUAUUUAUAUCCAAUGCCAGGCCAAAGUAUUGAUUUAAAGUCACAGUUUAUUUCAAGCAGUGCCCUCCCCUCCCCCCAGUCUUUCUAAUCCGUCUGCACUAUGGAAAGUCAAGACUGGGGGGGAAAUACAUAUUGCAUUGCUGCAAUAGAAAGCAGGCUUGUUGAUCCUCCUGCUGUCUUUAGUUAUGAUGAGACCGAUUGAUCACUGACCAGUGAUCAGGCAGCAGCUUCGUGUGGAUGGAAUAUCUACAGGAGGCUAGGAAAACACUUCCAGAAAAGAAUAACCACAGAGUUUGUUGUUUGUUUGUUUGUUUUAUAUCUUUGUGGUAAGAUAAACCUGUCAUAAGAAUUACAGAGCACCAUUGCACUGGGGUAGAAUGCUCCAGAAGUCUGGCUAUAUUCCCAGGCUGCUCAAUUACCUGGAAGUGUCUGGUUACUAUCUUGUUCUGAUAGGAGGAGCUUUUCCUCAGGGACUGCCAGAUGCAGACACCCAGUCAGCCCUAGCGCAUUCUGAGCUUUUUCCAGGCCUAGGUAAUGGGUCCAGGACUGUUGGAUUGCCUAGGUGUCAAGUGAGUUCCUAGGAGAAUGGAGAUGGGAUAGACUCCACCCCUUGAUUCCACCAAGCUUUGAGCUACAUUAGCAAGAUCGGUGUCUAGACACAGUGAAGUAUCCAUGCUGGAGAGCUACAGUUGUGGGAAGAUCGUGAUGACAGACAGAGCUUUCUAGCCUUCAAAUGCACCUUUGUCCCAGGCUUGGUUUUGAUAACAAAUAUUUUGCUAUCAGUUUGGGACAACGGAAGAGUCGUGUGAU
Molecule: messenger RNA, 4915 nt
Organism: Apodemus sylvaticus (European woodmouse)
Lineage: Eukaryota; Metazoa; Chordata; Mammalia; Rodentia; Muridae
Gene: Elovl6
Product: ELOVL fatty acid elongase 6
Exons: 5
Coding region: 238-1041 (267 amino acids)
Biological process (GO): fatty acid elongation, saturated fatty acid; sphingolipid biosynthetic process; fatty acid elongation, monounsaturated fatty acid
Cellular component (GO): endoplasmic reticulum; endoplasmic reticulum membrane
Molecular function (GO): fatty acid elongase activity
Source: RefSeq, a predicted model, not a curated record